Naegleria lovaniensis is the source of this 813-nucleotide messenger RNA. RefSeq lists its product as uncharacterized. The coding region runs from base 1 to 813 and encodes 270 amino acids. Gene Ontology annotation, molecular function: GTPase activator activity; small GTPase binding. The record is from RefSeq and is a predicted model, not a curated record. Gene Ontology annotation, cellular component: cytosol; nucleus; perinuclear region of cytoplasm. The transcript has 3 exons. Gene Ontology annotation, biological process: nucleocytoplasmic transport; activation of GTPase activity. Lineage: Eukaryota; Heterolobosea; Eutetramitea; Acrasida; Naegleriidae.
AUGGGCAACAAACUCUCCCAAGCACAACGUAUCAUCCAAAGUGGUCAAAAUUGCGAUCUCGAUCUCGACGAAAAAGAAAUCAACAACAAGGAACUCGCAAAACUUUCCGAACUUCUCAAAGACAACAAUACAUGUUAUGCACUUCAUUUGAAAGCAAAUAAAUUUGAUGAAGUAGGAUUGGAAGCUUUGGCCGAUGCGUUGCAAACGAAUCGUUUUUUGAAGAGAUUGUAUUUGAAUAAUAAUCGAAUUGGAGAUGUCGGAUGUCAACAUCUCGCUAACGCCAUUAAACGUGUCACAGCUCUCGGAAUGAUUGAUUUAUCCAUGAGUAACAUUGGAGCUGCUGGUGCCAAAGCUCUCGGCGUCGCUUUCACACUCAACAAUUCCAUUCACACCAUUUAUUUAACAGAUAACAGUAUUGGAAAAGAAGGAUGUAAAUUGUUAGCAGAAGGAUUAAAAGAAAAUAAGAAAUUAAAAGUUUUGGAUGUUUCGAGAAAUGAUAUUGGAAAUGAAGGAGCAGAAGGGUUGGCUGAAAUGUUAAAAGUGAACACUGUUUUGGAACAAUUGUAUUUGGUGAAGAAUGGAAUUUCAGCCACUGGAUCAAUUGCUCUCGCUGAAUCAUUGGUUGUGAAUAAGGGUUUGAGAAGUUUGAAUUUGGAUUUUAAUCCAAUUGGAGAUGAAGGAGCCACACCUUUUAUGAAAGUAUUGAGAGAGAAUGACAAGAUUGAAAAAAUUGAAUUUGAUGAUAAGAGUAUUUCAGAAGAUUGGAAGAAUGAAUUUCGUAUGAGAUUGCAAAGAAAACAAGAAGUUCGUUAA